This is a messenger RNA of Racocetra fulgida, 197 nucleotides long. The record is from the annotation of a GenBank genome assembly. Lineage: Eukaryota; Fungi; Glomeromycota; Glomeromycetes; Diversisporales; Gigasporaceae.
GGGAUUCAAAGCCGUCAUAUAUCUACAAAGUGAUAUACGUCGAUGAUUUUGACGGAUCCAGACCUGAUAUCGAUUUUAAGAUCACGCAGCUGAAACUUAUUGAUGGACAUGCGGAUGAAACCGCGGCACUUACUCAAUGUACGUCUAGUACGUCAGCCCGCAUAUGGGAAAUUGUUCUUGAUUUUGGUGAUUAUUAA